GGAGAAGAAGUGGGUGACGGUGGGCGACACCUCCCUGCGGAUAUUCAAGUGGGUGCCUGUGGCGGACAGCAAGGAGGUGGGUACCGCGCGAGCCGGGCCCUUGCCCUCAGGCAGCACUGCCCAAGAACCCAAUGGCUUCCCAGCUGACACUUCUGCCAACUCCUCUCUCCUUCUGGAGUUCCAAGAUGAGAACAGCAACCAGAGCUCCCUCUCAGAUGUCUACCAGCUCAAGGUGGACAGCAGUCCCAACUCCAGCCCCAGCCCCCAGCAGAGCGAGUCCAUGAGUCCUGCCCACACGUCUGACUUCCGCACGGAUGACUCGCAGCCACCCACACUGGGUCAGGAGACACUGGAAGAGCCCUCCCUGCCUUCCUCGGAAGUUGCAGACGAGCCUCCAACUCUCACAAAGGAAGAGCCAGUCCCCCUUGAGACUCAGGUAACUGAAGAGGAGGACUCCGGUGCACCGCCUCUGAAGAGAUUUUGUGCCGAUCAGAACUCUGUGUGCCACACGGCUUCAGAGAGCUAG
Molecule: messenger RNA, 526 nt
Organism: Eurypyga helias (sunbittern)
Lineage: Eukaryota; Metazoa; Chordata; Aves; Eurypygiformes; Eurypygidae
Gene: BCL7B
Product: B-cell CLL/lymphoma 7B
Exons: 5
Source: RefSeq, a predicted model, not a curated record